UUAUAAUACGCGCUCAUUUUUAUCAGAGCAAGAAACAGUAUCUAAUAUGAUCUCUUAUCAGAAGUCAUUAGUCAGACGCUCUCCGCCACAAUGAACACACGUAAACUUUCAACGCACGUGCUAAACACCUCUACGGGAAAGGCAGCAGCUAACAUCAGGAUUACUACCUAUCGCCUGGAGGAAUCCCAAGAAUGGAAGGCCCUUCGACCAUCGGAAACCAAUGCAGAUGGUCGCUGUCAGUUGCUGGACCAAGCGGACUUUUCCAAGGGUAUCUAUAAGUUAACCUUUCAUGUGGGAGCAUAUUUUGCUGCGCAAAAUAUAAAAACCUUUUAUCCAGCCGUCGAGCUGAUAGUGGAUUGCAGUGAGAAACAAAACUAUCAUGUUCCGCUUUUACUUAGCCCCUAUGGUUACAGCACUUAUCGCGGAACAUAGCUCGUAUGAUUUUGUACGGUUGACAAA
Drosophila novamexicana is the source of this 459-nucleotide messenger RNA. RefSeq names its product probable 5-hydroxyisourate hydrolase. Gene Ontology annotation, biological process: purine nucleobase metabolic process. The coding region runs from base 91 to 432 and encodes 113 amino acids. Gene Ontology annotation, molecular function: hydroxyisourate hydrolase activity. The record is from RefSeq and is a predicted model, not a curated record. Lineage: Eukaryota; Metazoa; Arthropoda; Insecta; Diptera; Drosophilidae. The transcript is spliced from 2 exons.